Molecule: messenger RNA, 3157 nt
Organism: Camellia sinensis
Lineage: Eukaryota; Viridiplantae; Streptophyta; Magnoliopsida; Ericales; Theaceae
Product: dehydrodolichyl diphosphate synthase CPT3
Biological process (GO): polyprenol biosynthetic process
Cellular component (GO): endoplasmic reticulum
Molecular function (GO): ditrans,polycis-polyprenyl diphosphate synthase [(2E,6E)-farnesyl diphosphate specific] activity
Source: RefSeq, a predicted model, not a curated record
ACGAACGAUCUUUCUCAUUCUUUGUUUUUCUCUCUUUUCUUUACAGUUGAUUAAUUUCUACUCUUGUUUCUUUCUAAUCGGCGUUCCUAUAUUCCUUCUUGAAAUUGCACCAAAUCUUGAACCAGUAUCACUAUUGAUUGAUGUGGUUUGAUUUUGCUGUGCUUAUUGACUCUGAACAUUUCAUUGAUUACAAUUAUAUGCUUAAGUACAUGGUUUUACUGUUAUUAAUGAUUAUUGACCAAUUUGUGUUAAUUUCUGUUAAUGGUUGUACCUUUUAAUUGAUUUCACUGUUUUCUUUGAAAACCCAGUACUAGUAGUAGAAAUUGAAUAUUUGUUGAUCAAAGUUCAGGAUUGACUAGGUUGAGCAAGCAAUCCUCCAUAACUUAGCUGUAGGUUAAUGGUGUGUGUGCAGUCAUAUCAAGCAUGUAGAAAAGCACUUUGGUCCUGUUUGAUUCCCGGAUAUAAAGGUUGGAUUGGAUAUUAUAUACUGUAGAGUCCACAUAUCUCCGGAAUAAUUAUCAUUGAUGCUAACCAGCUCUGUUUUUAGAAUCUUACGAUUUGCGAUUUGAUUCACGAUUCGAUUCACCCAAAAACCAAUGAAUUUAGCAUUUUUCUCUUUUUGGUUGCAAAUUGCAAUAUGAUUUGAUCCCAUAUAUACUUCUUAUUAUACAUUCCAAAAUCCAACUUGAAAUUGCUAGCUGUCUUUGCAUUUAUUUUGUAGAUAUCAUUUCAUUUUCGUUGACAUGAUUGUAGGACAACCACAAACUUGCCAAUGGAACUUUGAAAAACACAAAUUGAUGGCAACAAUUUGGAGUUGUGCUGUGGCCAACAGCACAUAUAUCCUCUUUGUUACAAUAUGAUUGAUCUCCUAUAUCUAUCCAUUACCUUCCAUAGCCCAAUUUAACCAUUGCGAGCUAGCUGUGUAUGCACUCAUUUCUCAUAUAUCAUUGCAUUCUCCUUCGCACAAUUCUAGAACAACGAUGAUCCUAUUUUUGAAACUGUAGGAAACCCAAAUUGAUAUCAAUGCAUUGGAGUAGUACGGAGACUCCAGCAGGUUCAGUUUGGAGCUUUAGGUUCUCUGAAAAAUCAUAACUGUCUCUAUCGUCAUGUACAAUAAUUGCUUCUUAUAUUAAAUGCAUAUAUUGUUUUAUAUUUCAUGCCCACAUUGUAGGAUGUAGCAAGUUAAGCAUUGACAUGAUGAUGAGAAACCCAACUUUGUGGUGUGCUCCUUCCUAUCAAGUUUUGUUUCUUGGCAAUUAGCAUAACUUUGGCUCCAUCCUUGAUGAGAGCUAUAUUGUGAUCAACAAAGCGCACACGAUGGAUGCUUACCAGAAUGAUGUCUUUUUCUAGCACCAUUUGCCUAAGUGUCCAUGUGCUACCUAUUGACUUGCAAUUCUGUACAACUAACUAGUGAUUUGCACACAUGCUCACAGUUCAGGGAAUCAGACCCACUAGAAAUCAUUCAUAAAAGGUUUCGCCUAUGCUAAUUUGGCACUAGUCAGGAUUUUGAUAUGGAUAAAGAGAGAGGUAAUCAAGCAUCCCGAAUCUUUGGGAAUUUCGGCAGUAUCCUACGAAAAUGCAUUUUUGGGGUUCUUUCCAUUGGUCCUGUCCCUCAGCACAUUGCCUUCAUCAUGGAUGGGAAUCGAAGAUACGCAAAGAAGUGGAAAUUGAUAGAAGGGACUGGCCACAGGAUUGGUUUCUUGGCUCUCAUGUCCAUGCUCCAAUACUGCUACGAGCUCGGUGUGAAAUAUGUAACGAUUUAUGCAUUCAGCAUUGAUAAUUUUAAAAGACGUCCAGAAGAAGUUCAUUAUGUUAUGGAGUUGAUGCAGGAAAAGAUUGAAGGGUUAAUCGAAGAAGAGAGCAUAGUGAACCGCUAUGGAGUUAGAGUUUACUUUAUAGGUGACCUUAAGCUUUUGAACAAAUCUGUGAGGUUGGCAGCAGAGAGGGCUAUGACAGCCACAGCCAGUAACUCCAAGGCAGUGCUGUCGAUCUGUGUUGCCUACACUUCCACUGAUGAGAUUGUGCAUUCUGUUCAAGAAUCUUGCCAAGAAAAAUGGGAUGAACUCAAAUUACUUGAAGAAAGUGGUGCUGGGUAUGGUUUAAUUGGACUUGGGACCAAUGAAAUGAACCAAGGAGAUGAUAUUAUUAGUGUGACAGAUGUUGAGAAACAUAUGUAUAUGGCAGUCACACCCGACCCUGAUAUCUUGAUCCGUACUUCCGGUGAGACCCGCUUGAGCAAUUUUCUUUUGUGGCAGACUGCGCAUUGCCAUUUAUAUUCUCCCUCUGCGCUUUGGCCAGAGAUCGGUUUUUGGCAUUUGUUUUGGGCAGUUUUGGACUUCCAAAGGAACUCUGUUUACUUGGAAGAAAGAAAGAAGGUUGUACAAAUUCCACACUCCGACACAAAUUGCUCAUCUUCUUGACAAUAAUGUGGUUGUUCUACUUUAGUGAUUGUAUUCCUAUUCCACAAUUUGUCUUGACAACAGAAUUCAUUCAGACCUGGGUCGGGACUUCUUUUUCAUGUCCGUGCCCUUGGUGCUAGGUUGAGAAUAUAAACUUGAAUUUGCUACAUAGCAAUAUUUAUUCUUCUGAUACAGCAGAAGUUAUACUCCGAACAUUACACAGGGUCACAUUCAUGCAUGGGAAGAGUCUUUCUUUGGCUUAAGCCCCGUUUGGGAAUAGGCUAAUUUAGUAAUUUUUUGGCUAUUUGGCUAAAAUAUGAGCUAAAAAAAACUAGUAUGUUUGGGAUGAUUUUUUGGCUUUUUACGAAAAGAUGUGCAAAAAGUAAGAAAAAAAGAGAAUCUUUGACUUUUUGGUAUGGGUUGUUAGCUUUUUGACUUUUUUAGUAACGUUUUGACUUUUUGACUAAACCGGCUCUUCCCAAACGAGGCCUUAGUGCAUGCCAAGCAAGUACUAGGUUCGUGUAUGGGGCUUGUAUGUGGUGUGAAAUUUUUGUAUUUGUUGGCCUUUUAAGGUUGAACAGGAGUACUCUGUAUAUUUUUAUUUUAAUGAAGCAUAUGUAUUGGAUAUAUAAUAGGUACUGGCAUUCUCUGAUUAGUGCUGAUAAAACUUGUGGUUGUGUUUGUAGACAGCACUGGAGGAGAAACUUUGUAUGCUUCAAUUUGGACCUGUAAUUCGAAUUUGAGCCAUUGAUUCGGUU